Molecule: messenger RNA, 1694 nt
Organism: Notodromas monacha
Lineage: Eukaryota; Metazoa; Arthropoda; Ostracoda; Podocopida; Cyprididae
Source: the annotation of a GenBank genome assembly
AUUUGUUUUUUUGUCCAGGGUGUGUUUUUUUUUCUGUGGUGAAAAUUGGGUUUUUGUGGGGAUGUCAGCAGCCCGGUCCCGGGCAGAACUGGUGGAGCAGUACUGCCAGAUCACUGGGAAGUCCCGUGAACACGGAGAGCGUAUGUUGGAGGCAUGCAAUGACGAUCUUGACACAGCAUUGCUUCUGGAAUUUGACAAUGACGCCCCGGAACCAGUGUUGGCACCACAACCACCGCCGCCUCCACCGCCAAGCAGACUGCAGGCGGCGGCGGUUGCGGUUGCGGCACCGCCUCUAGUUGCGACGGCGGUGACGUCGACGGAAGACGGUAUUUCAACUGUACCAACGACGUCGACAGGAACGAUGAUGAAUAAACCGAGACGAUUUGACGAUCUUUUUGCACCGCCGACGGACAUAAUGUUUGAGCGGGGAUUUUUGCAAGCCAGAGACGCUGGGACGCAGCGGAAUGUUUGGUUGUUGGUGGACGUGCAUAAUGAGCAGGAGUUUGCUUGUAAAGUGCUGAAUAGGGACGUGUGGUAUGACGAGAGGAUCAAGACGCUCAUCAGGGAGAACUUCAUUUUCUGGCAGGUACCAAUGAAGUCUGAGGAAGGGGAAAGAUUCCUCAACUUUUAUCCUGUGGAGAAGUGGCCCAGUUAUUGUGUGAUUGAUCCAAGGACUGGGGAAAGGCUGGUGACAUGGGACACCACAGAUGCUGAUGUGGUUUAUCAGCUGCUCAAUGACUUCCUGGGAGACAGGCCAAAUCCUAAUGAUGCUGAUGAGCCAAAGCAAACAGUGGCUGAAGUGUCUAAAAAUAUCAGCAAGAUUGAGUUGAAUGGGAAACCAGGAUCAACUUCUGGGAAGUUGAUGGGAUUAUCUGGCAGUUCAGCAUCUGAUGACUCUUUGUCUUCUCUGGGAGCUUUGGAAGCAAAAUCUGAUGCUUGGAAAACGUUUUUGGGAUCUGACAAAGAUGCAGUGUCUGAGCUGAUGAUCCGGGUUCCAGAUGGCAGAAAAACGGUGGUUUCAAUGCCACAUUCUUCUCAGAUUCAGGCUGUGAUAACUUUUGCGGAAUGCCUGGGGUUCCCGUCCUCGAAAUACGCCCUGAUGGCCGGCUACCCUCGUCGCAACAUCUCCGAGCUGCCGAGUGCGACGAGUCUCAAAGACGCAGGGUUCUCAUUACGUGAAACAGUGAUAGUGAAAGAAAAGUGACUUCCCCUCCUCCCCCUAGUUUUUCGCCCUUUUGCAACUCCUUUUGGUGCUUCUGAUGUUUCCUCCUCUCGAGAAGAGCCGCCAGGUGUGCCACUUGCAGGGAGAUAUUGAUGUACCUGAAGGCUGGUAGCACUGCAGGAAGUGUCCAUCUUUUGAACGCGUCCGGGAGAAGAGGCGAGGGAACUUUUUUCAAUGCUGCAAGGAUUUAUUUUUUUCUUUCAAGGUUUUGGUGCCUCCGAUUGACGUGCAAAUUUCGCUCGGGAAGGAGGACUUCAAGGAGUGCAUCAAGAUGUCGGAUUUGGGAUCCCACGCCACAGCACCCUGGAUCUGUUUGCCUACACUUAUUCCUACUGGUUCCGAAAGGGAAUCAGCGCAGCACAACUACUACUCAAGAAAGGGUAGACAAGAAACCCUACCACGCCGAAUGACUCCCCCAAAAGAGGGUAGACAAGAAACCCUACCCUGCCAAAGGACUCCCCCCCCCCCCCCC